Messenger RNA from Lycium barbarum (goji berry), 1433 nucleotides. RefSeq names its product dof zinc finger protein DOF5.6-like. Gene Ontology annotation, biological process: regulation of DNA-templated transcription. The coding region runs from base 184 to 1098 and encodes 304 amino acids. Lineage: Eukaryota; Viridiplantae; Streptophyta; Magnoliopsida; Solanales; Solanaceae. The transcript is spliced from 2 exons. The record is from RefSeq and is a predicted model, not a curated record. Gene Ontology annotation, molecular function: DNA binding; DNA-binding transcription factor activity.
GCCCUCAUUUUUUCAUUCCAUUGCAACUCAUUGUUCCUUCAUUCUCACUAUCCUUUUGGAUUAUCCAGAGAGACAUAUAUAACCACAUAAACAAGAAGCAUUAAAGGAGCUUUGAAAGAAUUUGGUUACGUAUUAUUGCUGAAAGUUUGUCCCUUUUUUUAUCAAGUUGAAAAGAGUGUAGUAAUGGGGAUUACUUCUUUGCAAGUCUGCAUGGAUUCAUCCAACUGGCUACAGGACACAAUUCACGAGGAAACUGAAUUCGAUUCUUCUUCUUCGCCAUCAGGUGACAUUUUCACAUGUUCAAGGCCUUUAAUAGAAAGAAAACUAAGACCCCAACAUGACCAACCUCUGAAUUGCCCUCGUUGUGACUCAACACACACAAAAUUCUGUUACUACAACAAUUACAGCCUUUCUCAGCCAAGGUAUUUCUGUAAAUCUUGCAGAAGGUACUGGACUAAAGGGGGAACUCUAAGGAAUAUCCCUGUGGGUGGUGGAUGUAGGAAGAACAAAAAAGUUUCUUCCAAGAAACAGUCUAAUGACACUAAUGCCCCUCACCAAAUACCUAAUUACCAUAAUGCUGGAUCAUCUAAUUCAUCUUCUAUUUCUAAUUACCCUGAAAUGGCAUUUUCCCACUUCAACAACUUCAUGGGAAAUAACAAUAUUAAUAAUCCUAGUUUCAUGCUUCAUGAAAACCAUGCACCUAUUGAUUUUAUGGAGAGCAAGUAUGAAGCUUUGAUGGGGACUACUUUAAAAAAUCAAGAUUUUAUUGGGAAUGUCGAUGCUAGAAUGAUCAACGGAUAUGGUGAGAUGGAUAAUGCUGGAAUCAAUGGACCAAAUUUUCAUGGUGGAAUGUGCUCCACAUUUGGAUUGCCCAUGGAUGGGAACAACUUUGGGACUAUAAAUUGUGAGGGACAAAAUAUAACAAUGGAUGUGAAGCCAAAUCCCAAUAUUUUGUCACUUGAAUGGCAUGACCAAGGCUGCUCUAAUGCUGGAAUUGGAAAUAAAGAAACUUUUGGGUAUCUCAAUGGAGGGCUAGGAUCUUGGACUGGAUUGAUGAAUAAUGGUUAUGGUUCAUCUGCGACGAAUCCAUUAGUUUGAAUUAAAUCAGCAAGACUUAUAGUCUAGUGGUAUCGAUGACAUGGAAUUCAGUGAAAGUUUGUCACGCAAUAGAGAUUAUUAGUAGAUGUUGGUUCAAUUGUCAUUAGUCUAAGUUAAGUCACUUUUGCUUUAGUAACCACUUCUAAUUUGGGUUGUAAUCUCAUGUUGCUGUAUCAUGAGUUGUUGAGUUUAUCUCAGGCAUAAUUAAGGAAUUAUUAGGCCUCAUGAAUUAUCCCCUACCUCUACCUAAAUUCCUCUGAUGCAAUGGUGUACUGAUUUUGUACUCAACAUGUCUUUUUGUGAAGGAUUUUCCCUAGUUUAAUUAAAGUAAUUAA